Lithohypha guttulata is the source of this 666-nucleotide messenger RNA. RefSeq names its product riboflavin kinase (gene FMN1). Gene Ontology annotation, molecular function: riboflavin kinase activity. NCBI's taxonomy places the organism in Eukaryota, Fungi, Ascomycota, Eurotiomycetes, Chaetothyriales, Trichomeriaceae. The transcript is spliced from 2 exons. The record is from RefSeq and is a predicted model, not a curated record. Bases 1 to 666 code for a protein of 221 amino acids. Gene Ontology annotation, cellular component: mitochondrion. Gene Ontology annotation, biological process: riboflavin biosynthetic process; FMN biosynthetic process.
AUGCGACCAGAAGGACCCCGCGACGACUAUGCUGGGCCUGACAGUGGCCCGGAGGCUCCAUUCCCUAUAAAAUUGCAAGGUCCUGUGAUCAAAGGCUUUGGACGAGGCAGCAAAGAGCUCGGCAUACCAACCGCCAACAUUCCACCAGAAGGUCUCUCAGCAUACCCCGACCUCUCCACCGGCAUCUACUUCGGCUACACCUCCCUCCACCACCCACCAUCCCCAGCCUCGACAACAACAACCACCACACCCAACGCAACACCCGCCUCAACCUCCGACUCAGUCACAAUCUACCCCUCCGUCCUCAGCAUCGGCUACAACCCAUACUACGGCAAUAAAACCCGCAGCAUAGAGAUCCACGUCCUACACUCGUUCGAGCGAGAUUUCUACGGCUCCAGUCUGAACUUGUUGAUUUUGGGGUUUAUCAGGCCGGAGUAUGACUAUGUGAGUAAGGAGAGUUUGAUCGAGGAUAUCAUGACGGAUUGUAAGGUUGCGGAGCGGAGUAUGAAGAGGGAGAAGUGGGAGUUGCAGGCGCAUCAGGGGUGGGAGGAGUGGUUGAGGGAUUUUGGGUGGGCGAGGGGUAUGACGGGGGAGGAUGUAAGAGAGGUGGAGAGGAAGGUGCUUGGGCAGGAUGAGAAGGGAAGUGUUGAAGAGGGGAAGUUGUGA